AUGCAUGUUUCCCGCGUCUUUGCCGUCGCUUCAAUAGCCGUUCUCCUGACAAGCACUAACGCUGAAGCCGCAGCCUACGGUGGAACUUUUAGCGGGUUGAUGCUGGUAUCGCCAUAUACAAUUGCUUCCGUUGAUUUAGACCAUGGUGUUGAUGGAGGAAAGAGUUUCUUGCGUCACCACGCGAACGAGAUACACUGUGACGAGAUGGAAGAUGAGGAAAGGAUAAAGCGACUCCUGAGUCACUCGAGUCUCGAGUCCUUUUCGCGGCAUGCAGAGAAUAUGACACUAUCGUCACUACAUAAAUCGAGCGUGGAGCGGUUGUUCUGGAAGUUGGCGAGGAAAUAUAGCCCCAAGGUCGUCCCAAUCCCUGCCGAGUUCAGCAAUUUCAGACAGCGUUACGGUUCAUGGUAUUACAAGCUCUAUGGGCUGUAA
Phytophthora infestans T30-4 is the source of this 432-nucleotide messenger RNA. RefSeq lists its product as uncharacterized. NCBI's taxonomy places the organism in Eukaryota, Oomycota, Peronosporomycetes, Peronosporales, Peronosporaceae. The record is from RefSeq and is a predicted model, not a curated record. The coding region runs from base 1 to 432 and encodes 143 amino acids. The transcript has a single exon.